Arctia plantaginis is the source of this 1149-nucleotide messenger RNA. The record is from the annotation of a GenBank genome assembly. NCBI's taxonomy places the organism in Eukaryota, Metazoa, Arthropoda, Insecta, Lepidoptera, Erebidae.
AUGUCUUUGUUUGUAAAUACUUUCUUAAGGAACAGUUUUCAGUCUAAUUUAAGAUUCAUAAGACCAUGCCGGAGUUUCCACUUUACCCACGUGAAUUGUCUUUACUCGCCUGCAUCACUAGGCAUCGAUGGUUAUCUUCUUACGAGGAAACGGUCUAAAGAACAAUUUGCUAAUUUUGCUGAGAAAUUUAGGAUCAAAAUGAAUGAUUUUGCAUCCGAUUCGAAAAAUAUGAUAUUCACGGAAGAUUUGAAAAAUAUGGUACAUUUAGCUGAACCUACUGACUUGGAGCUUGUAUUAAUAAUGAUUAAAAAAUUUAACACUCAGCAGAGUGAAUACAGAUUUGGUUCAUUUGUUUUUGGACCAGUUGUAAUGAGAAUGUUUCAUUUCUUAGAUGCACCUAAAGAAGCUUUAGAGUGUUUUUAUGAUCCAAAGAACGAGGGCUUCUUUGAUCAGCUAGUAUCAUACCAUAUUCUAUUAGAUCUGCUGUACAAUCAUGAGAUGUAUGAUGAGAUGUAUAAGGUAUUUGAAACAGUUCAAGAGAAACAAAUCAACAUGACAAAGUUCCCUAAGUAUUGUGUUGUACUAAUAUUAGCUGCAUGUUACAAACAAAAUACACCAAAGAGUUUGGAGUAUGCUUCAAAGCUAUGGACACAAAUGAAUCAAGUCGGGACUUUACCUGUCAGGAGAGCAUGCACUUAUUUUGCUGCACUGGCUUUAAACCAAGGUGCUCCACAACGAGCAAUGGAGUCAAUAUCUACGCAAAGGCAGCACUAUGUUACUAUUAGAAAUAUUAAGGCAAUGGCGUUAGCAGACAUGGGCAGGGUCGAUGAUGCAUUACCAGUAUUACGGUCAGUGUUAGACAUUGACAGACCAUCUCAAACCGACAAGCACACUUUCUUUGAAGAAACAGUUGAAAGAGUUCGACAAGCCGUGGAGAAGAGUGACAGCAGCGAUAUAAAGAAAGAAUUUGACGACAUCUAUAAGGCCUUGAAAGAUCGAGGGUUAAUAGAAAAUAAGACCCUCGAACAGUUGCUAAACGCUGAGAUUUUAAUGACCAAAAAAACAGAUUCAACAAGAGCGAAAUCCCCAUUCCAAAUGAAAAAAAUGCCAUUCGUACCACGUCACAAGUAUCCUAAAAGAAUCGUGUAA